Messenger RNA from Alternaria rosae, 633 nucleotides. RefSeq lists its product as uncharacterized. Bases 1 to 633 code for a protein of 210 amino acids. The record is from RefSeq and is a predicted model, not a curated record. NCBI's taxonomy places the organism in Eukaryota, Fungi, Ascomycota, Dothideomycetes, Pleosporales, Pleosporaceae. The transcript is spliced from 3 exons. Gene Ontology annotation, biological process: mitochondrial respiratory chain complex I assembly; aerobic respiration; electron transport coupled proton transport. Gene Ontology annotation, molecular function: quinone binding; 4 iron, 4 sulfur cluster binding; NADH dehydrogenase (ubiquinone) activity.
AUGUCGAAGCUGCCAUCAACGUCAAGACCUCAUCUUAUACAAUCUCGACUUAGAUAUGCAGCAUGCGGCAGACUGUCUACCAACUCCCCUCGCCACGAGACCGUGCAAUUAGAUCGACAGCGCAGCGAGACACUCCUCCCAUCAGCCAUCGUCAAACCUAGGGGUGUCGUUGAACACGUCCUCACAACCAUGGAUCAAAUACUCAACUGGGCUCGACAGAGCUCGCUCCACCCACUGAGCUUCGGCCUCGCCUGCUGCGCCCUAGAAAUGAUGCAUUGCUCAAUGCCUCGCUACGACCAAGACCGCUUAGGCAUCAUCUUUCGCGCAUCCCCUCGCCAGGCGGAUGUGAUGAUCGUGGCAGGCACGGUCACCAAUAAGAUGGCCCCCGCUGUUCGGCAGUGCUAUGAUCAGAUGCCAGAGCCGAGAUGGGUGAUUAGCAUGGGAAGUUGCGCGAAUGGUGGCGGGUACUAUCACUAUAGCUAUAGUGUGGUGAGGGGCGUCGAUAGAAUCAUCCCUGUGGAUAUAUAUGUUCCAGGUUGUCCACCGACCGCUGAGGCAUUGUUGUAUGGCAUCUUUCAGUUGCAGAAAAAGAUUAGACAUGCGAAGACGACGAGGAUGUGGUAUCGAAAAUAG